Messenger RNA from Leptopilina heterotoma, 2844 nucleotides. RefSeq names its product bromodomain-containing protein 7 (gene Brd7-9). Gene Ontology annotation, cellular component: nucleus. The record is from RefSeq and is a predicted model, not a curated record. The coding region runs from base 332 to 2536 and encodes 734 amino acids. NCBI's taxonomy places the organism in Eukaryota, Metazoa, Arthropoda, Insecta, Hymenoptera, Figitidae. The transcript has 5 exons. Gene Ontology annotation, biological process: regulation of transcription by RNA polymerase II.
UCUAAAGUCGUCCCCUUUGUAAAAAUUUCUCGCACAUGAGUUCAAGACCCGUUUGUAACUCUUUGUUCGCGUCUUUAUAUGGCAGUUGUGUCUACUCUCUGUGGAAUUUUAAUUUUUUUUUCUUUUCACCGGGGUGAUGAACGUACGCCUUGACCAGCUGAUUGCCUACCCCGUCAAUUGCACUCGGUUGUAUUCGCGCCGCGAUUCAGGAUGAACAAUUUCUCAUGAUUACUCGACACCGGAUAAACCUCCGGCUUUGAAAUUAAUAUUGAAAGUUGGAGGAAGUAGUGGAACUCCAGAGCACGGUUCCGAGUCUCCCAGUCAAGCGAAUAUGCUUUCACAACACUAUCAACAGCAAUUAGGGAUUAAUUACUCCGUCACUCAGGGCGAGUCGGAAUAUGAUAGGUACAUGGGCCACAAGAAAUUGAAGAAGAAGAAGAAAAAGAAGGACAAGCGCCACAAGCAUCAUCACAAGGACAGAAAACGAAAACGCGAAGAGUCGAGUCAAGAAUCAGUGGGCGAUGGAGACGAGAGUUUAUUGGAGGUGCCGAAAAAAAUUGCCAAUCAACAAUUAAUGCCACCCAGACCACCCACUGAAAAUCGUCUCGGAGUUUCGCCCCUACCAAGUGGUCUCUCACCACAUCGCGAGCCUCGCACUUGUGUCUUGAGAAAAAUCGCCGAACGCACUCCAUUGCAACGAUUACUCGAGCAUUUGCUAAAAUCAAUGGAGAAACGUGAUCCCCAACAAUUUUUCGCCUGGCCCGUCACCGAUAACAUCGCCCCCGGCUAUUCGCAAAUAAUCUCAAAUCCCAUGGAUUUUAGUACAAUAAAGCAAAAAAUUGACGAAAAUAAUUAUCAAACACUCAAUGAUUUCAUCGAUGAUUUCAAACUCAUGUGCAAUAAUGCAAUGACCUACAAUCAUCAGGAUACGAUUUACUACAAGGCUGCGAAGAAAUUGUUGCACGUCGGUUUGAAGAUGGUGACACCGGAGAAAUUACGACAAUUAAGGCCCGUAUUGACCUACAUGCACGACAUUUCAAAGGAGGAAUUAGGCUUCGAAUUGGGCGUCGAGGAUCCAAAUAAUCCCGACGUCCUCGUCACUGAGGAGCAAAUUGAGAAGGAGCGUGAACAAGAGGAGAGAAACGAGGAGGCCGAGGAACUUCGCAAGGAGCAUCAGCGGAAAAUGAGACUUGCAAAUUUAGGUAAAUUUGAAGCAAUUCCUGAUGAUCUUACGCCUGAGGAGAUUCUGAAGCAGGCGCGCAGUGCAUCGAAAUCGGCAGCUGAGAAAUUGAAUGCAAAGAGGUACGGCUCGAAAAUGGGUUUCCUGAGACAGAAAAAAGACGGAACGACAAGUUUGCAGAUAAUCGUCCCCGGCGAUGGUGUAAUUCCAGGGACAAAUCAACGACCAGUUUCUCUUGGACAGCUAAUGGGCAAAUUAAAUCACGGCACUGGUUCGUUGGCAGGUUUUCGUGAGGAUCGACGAAAUAUGUCGAAACCUGUGAAACCGCUCUAUUACGGGGCUUUUGGUUCGUACGCGCCAAGUUAUGACUCGACAUUCGCCAAUUUAACGAAGGACGAGUCGGAUUUGGUUUAUAAAACUUAUGGCGACGACACUGCCGUUCAGUAUGCCGAAUCGAUUCUCGAUUUUGCGAAAGAUUGCGAUUAUACUCUUAAUAUGGUUGAUGAACUUCUCGAUAUAUUGACCGGUGGUGAGCAUCGAAAGACGAAAAAAUUCAUUGACGAGAAACGACGCCUCAAGGAGGAGGAGGAGAAAAUAAAGCAUCUUCUGGAAAAACCAAUUCAGGAAGUCAAUCGCAAUGCGCAGCAUGAGAAGAUGAAAAUCGACGUCGAUCAACUUAAAUCACUAUCGGAUCUUGGUAUUGACAUCAAUUUCCUUGAUAAUCUAGAAGAAGAAUUAAAAUUCACCGAGGACAGUGCAACGUUACAGAAUCGUUUGGACGACACAUCGCAAUUAUUAAAUCAUUUGCAGCAAGUGCAACAUGAACGUCUCUCGGCCCAACCACCGGCACAUCUCACAACAAUACCAAAGCCAAAGGACAAUGAAGUGACAUUAGCCGAGAAGAUAACGGAGAAUUUAACGGAAAUUUCAAAAAAAUUACCACCAUCGGCAAUUGCACCAGUCGAUGGCCUAAGAAAGGCAAUGGGCAUUGCGCCAAUGGGCGGCACUGAACCAAUGGAUGUUGAACCGAUUACUCAUAAUCCAUCAAUAGUCACUGACAAUACACUAGCAAAUGUCAAUCAAAUUCCUGAUAGUUUACUGCCAACUCCAUCUUCAUCGAUAGACAAUGCAAAUUUACUCUCAACUGGCAGUCAACAGACACAAAUCAAUUUGGUAAACGCGGGCCAAAUGCAAAUUAGUAUCAAUCAAGCCGCAUCAUUGUUGACUGCAGGCGAACCCGCCGGUGUUCCAGAUUUGGAAUCUGAACUACGUGAAUUCCUUGAAAGUGAUCCAACAUUAGGCCAUUCGCCAUUACACGAUGACAAGACUUUAGAGGAUAUUCUAUCCGAAUCCUAGUGUUGAGAAAUGCCGAACAUUCAUUUUUAUUUUCCAUUCGAAUGUUACAAAAAGUGAAUUAAUUUCUCUUCUACUUGAACCUACUGUAAAAAAAAGUAUUUCUUAUCUUUUGCAAUAAUUUCCCUUUUUUUUAAAAAAUAACAUUUCGUUUGUAAAACACAAUUGUAAAAAGUUCAUCAAUUUCUGAUGAAAAUUUGUUCCGAUCAUUCUUUGUUUUCACAGGACAAAUGAUGAAAAAUUGUUUUUUAAUUUAUUUUAUAUAGUAAUCAACUAUAGACGAAUAAUAAAAUGCUAAUUUUUUUUAUCAA